Aegilops tauschii subsp. strangulata is the source of this 4284-nucleotide messenger RNA. Its product is annotated as mediator of RNA polymerase II transcription subunit 33A. Gene Ontology annotation, cellular component: mediator complex. NCBI's taxonomy places the organism in Eukaryota, Viridiplantae, Streptophyta, Magnoliopsida, Poales, Poaceae. Gene Ontology annotation, biological process: regulation of phenylpropanoid metabolic process. The record is from RefSeq and is a predicted model, not a curated record.
GGCGCCGGCCCUGGCGGCCGCGCCCGCCGCGGGGGGCGGGGUCGGGGGCGAGCCGCUGGAGCGGAGGGUGAUGGCGGCGGUCAAGGCGUCGGAGGCGCGCGGGGACCCGCCGCUGCUGCGCGCGGUGGAGAUCUCCCGCCUCGUCGCCGGGGAGCCCGGGGCCGGGGUCCCCAGCGCGGACCUCGCCGGGAUCCUCGUCUCCAACCUCUGCUUCGCGCACAACUCGCCCUCGCUCUGGAAGCUGCUCGACCAGGCCAUGUCGUCCCGCCUCCUCUGCCCGCUCCACGUCCUCGCGCUCCUCACCGCCAGGGUUCUGCCGCAGCGGCGGGCGCAGCCGGAGGCGUACCGGCUGUACCUGGAGCUGCUGAAGGGCAACGUCACGUCCUCCUCGCUGUCUCUCCUGGCCGGGUCUAAUCGUGACAAGAUAACGAAAUCCAUCGACGCUGCUCUGCAACUGUCCAAAAGCUACGGGGUUUCUGGAACGGACUUUGGGCAUGUUGUCAUCCUGUUUGUGUUGAUUGUUAUCACCAAACUGAUCGACUCCGUGCUGGAGGAUUGCGGUAUUUCAUCUGGAAUGACGCAGGACCAGGAGAGUGUAUAUCCCAUUGAAGGGCCACAGCCCAUGGACAUGGAUGUCAAGGGGGUCUCCGCUGUGAAGCAAAAUGAGCAGCGUGAACAGUUGCGUCGAAGGAACAUCGUCAUGGCUUUGGAAGUGUUGCAUAUCAUGGCCGCUGAUACGAAGAUUCAGGCAUUUCUGCGCUUGAUAUGCCUUAACAUGCCUGACAAAUUCAGUGUUCUGAGCCAGAGGCUGACACUGAUUGAAGCUCACAAGAUGGCACUCGAGAGAUUAUUGCCUACUAGCCAUAAAAUUGAUGAUCUGGUGAUGUAUAUCUGGAGAGUGAGCAAUCUAGAUUACCAACCAAACAACAAACGGCUUGUGGGUGUUCUUGGUAACUUGAGAUCCAGCAAUUCCAUGCUGGGCCAACUUACAGGAGCUGGGAGAGCUGCCUGUUGGAUUAUAUUUGAUAUUUACAUGGAGAAUGCAAUGGAUGGGAGGCAUCUAGGCGGUAUAUCUGCUAUCGAGAUUAUAAAAGAAAUGUCCAAGACAGCCCAAGCAAUUAAUGAGGCAAGUUGGCAGGAAACUUUUAAAGCUCUUUGGAUUUCCGCCCUUCGUCUUGUACAGCGGGCUAGAGAACCUCUAGAGGGUCCAAUUCCUCAUCUAGACACAAGAUUAUGCAUGCUAUUAGCUCUUAUUCCACUAGCAAUUGCUGCAAUUCUCAAGGAAGAAACUGAUGCAUGUGGAGCUGAAGGAAACAAAAGUCUGCCCCGAAGACUAGGACUUGUAUCUUCUCUUCAGGAUUUGGUGCAAUAUUCAGGACUUCUUGUACCACCUUCAUCAUUAGUGAAUGUGGCCAAUGCUGCGGCUUCAAAAGCUGCAAUAUUUAGGGCCAACUGUAAGGUUGUUGGUGGCAACCCUAGCAUGAUUGGCCAGAGUGACUCUUCGACGAAAGCUGUUGGAAACAUGCUACAUCUUAUAGUUGAAGCCUGUAUUUCGAGGAAUUUGAUCGACACAACUGCUUACUUGUGGCCUGGUUAUGUUGUACUGCCGGGGCAUUCGAAGGAUACAUCUUUACCCCAGGAAUCGCCAUGGGUAAACUUUAUGCAAGGAGCUCCACUAUCUGAUCCACUGAAAAAUGCUCUCAUUGCUACUCCUGCUUCAAGUGUUGCAGAAUUGGAUAAACUGUACCACAUCGCAUUGAAUGGUUCAGAACAAGAAAAGUCAGCUGCAGCUAAAAUUGUUUGCGGUGCAUCACUUGUGCGUGGUUGGAAUAUUCAGGAACAUGUUGUCCGCAUGGUGGUCAAGUUAUUGUCGCCUCCUUUGCCCUCAGAUUCUUCAUUACAGGGGAGCAUGAGCCACUACCUUAGUCAGAAGUCUACCUUAAAUGCAAUCUUACUUGGUGUCUCAUAUGUCGAUGCUGUCCACAUUUUUUCUUUGUAUGGAAUGGUUCCAGAUGUUGCCGCAGCUUUAAUGCCACUCUGUGAAGCUUUUGGGUCAAUGCCACCCCCAUCUAACCACAGGUCUACCAUUGUUGAUGAAACGUCGGUUUACUCGGUCUUCUCUUGUGCAUUUCUUUGUCUUCUCCGGUUGUGGAAAUUUUACAAGCCCCCUCAAGAAUAUUGUCUUGCUGGCCGUGGAGGCUCAGUAAGGUUGGAACUUACUCUGGACUAUUUGGUGUUAAUGCACAAUAGCCGUAUUGAGUUCCCAAAUUCAUCUGCUACUAGUACCAACUCUGGCAGCAGUACGGGCUCGUUCGACGAGGUCCCAACCCAACCAAUUUAUAUUGACUCCUUCCCCAAGCUAAGGGCUUGGUACAUUCAGAAUCAAGCUUGCAUAGCCUCUACUCUUUCUGGACUUGGCAAUACAAAUCCUGUCCAUCAAGUUGCAAACAAAAUUUUGAGUAUGAUUUGCCGAAAAAUGACUAAAAGCGGGGUAGUAUCUGGUAAUCUUUCAUCUGCUUCCAGUAGCAGUGUCAGUGGUUCCUCUCUAAGUACAUCUGAUGAUUCUUACCAAAGGCCGACACUUCCAGCAUGGGAAUUUCUAGAAGCAGUUCCUUAUGUUCUUGAAGCUGUUCUUACAGCUUGUUAUCACGGGAGGAUUUCCAGCCGAGACAUGACUACCAGUUUACGGGAUCUAGUGGACUUCUUACCAGCUUCUCUUGCUGCAAUUGUUAGCUACUUCUCAGCAGAAAUUACACGAGGAAUAUGGAAAGCUGUCCCUAUGAAUGGAACUGAAUGGCCCAGCCCUGGUGCUGCUCUUCACUCCAUUGAAGAUGAAGUAAAGGAAAUCCUUGCAUCUGCUGGUGUUCAGAUUCAUAGCUGCUAUCCACGUGGUGUGCCGCCAAUGCUUCCUUUACCAAUGGCUGCACUUGUCAGCUUGACAAUUACGUUUAAGCUGGAUAGGAGUCUCGACUACAUUCACGGGAUCAUUGGUCAGGCACUGGAGAACUGUGCAGGGGGUAGUUCCUGGCCAAGCAUGCCCAUCAUAGGGGCCUUGUGGACACAGAAAGUGCGAAGGUGGCAUGAUUUUAUUGUCCUCUCAUGUAUUCGGUCUCCGUUUGGCAGAGACAAAGAUGCGGUGGCACAGCUCAUCCAAAGUUGCUUCUCAUCCUUUCUGCGCUCAUCCCCAUCCAGUGGGUCUGAUAUUACUGCAAGCCGUGGAGUUGGAGCUUUAAUGGGAGAGUCAAUCACAGGCCACCAAGGUCUUCAUUUUCCCAUGGCCCCUGGAUUCAUCUACCUGAGAACUUGUCGAACAUUCCACGAUACUUACUUUGUGAGCGAGAUGAUCCUCAGGCAAGUGAUUGAUUGUUCCCACAAACUUGCAAAUGGAUGGUCUUCCAAUGGGCCUCCGCAUUUAAAAUCAGGUCGACCGCCACUGUCUGGUGCUGCAUCCAUGGCUUCUCAGGUUGCCAUGCUUGGUGCGGGACUGCUGUGUGUUGCAGGGGGCCCUCUCCUGGUCCAGGUGCUAUAUGAGGAGACCUUGCCGACGCUACUGCUAUCAGCUCAGGAACAGAUGUUGGAAGACCCUGGACCGGUGGCCAGCACACUUCAAGGUUAUGCCAUGGCCAACAUGCUUUUCUUCUGUGGGAGUCUACUCUGGGGCUCAGAAAAGACUUCUCCCAUCAUGAAACUGUCAUUCCUCUCGAGAAGACCGCGAGUGGUGGGCACCCACAUGGAUUUCAUUGCUGGUGUUCUGGAUGGGCACAUCCUGCUGGGGUGCGACCCAGGUACGUGGAAGGCGUACGUAUCGUGCUUUGUAUUCCUUGUGGUGAAGUUUGUCCCGACAUGGCUACGGGACAUAAAACUGGACACACUGAAGAAGAUUGCCGUGGGGCUUCGAAGUUGGCACGAGCAUGAUCUUGCCCUAUCACUACUCGAGCGAGGAGGACCAAAGACAAUCUCUGCUGUAGUUGAAACCUUGCUACAAUGAUCUUGCCUUGUGUAAUUUUUUGCCCCCAACCUAACUUGUAGGAGCCAUUGCAGUCUCAAGCCUGAAUUCCGGCUGGUGAGCCAUCAGGCCAGCAAAUAGUCGUGUUCAUCUGUGGAGUAGUGUCAGGUUAUCUUGUAUGGUCUCUUUGCUGGAUGUUUUACUGAAGUAUGUAAGUUCAAAUUCUCAGAGCCGAUGACAAGUAUCCUGGGUAAAGUACCCCAGCUGUAAUAACAUGUGUAAUAUAACAUGGGGCACUGUACGCCUACAAUUAAUUAGCCCCUCCUUUUAGAAGAAAA